Messenger RNA from Acanthosepion pharaonis, 756 nucleotides. The record is from the annotation of a GenBank genome assembly. NCBI's taxonomy places the organism in Eukaryota, Metazoa, Mollusca, Cephalopoda, Sepiida, Sepiidae.
AUGACUCUUCUUGUACAUUUCCUUUUCAUUUUCCCCCCCUUUCAUUUUUGCCACAAUAUUUUUCCUUUUUUUUCUUUUCUAUCCUUUUCCAAGUUUUUCCUUUUUCUUUUUUCCUUCUUUUUGCCCUUACUUUUUGACUACUCUUCUUGUAAACUUAUUUUUUUCUCACCUUCUUUUACUUUUUCUCACCUUCUUUUUCCUUCUUCUUUUUUCUCACUUUUUCCUUCUUUUUUCUCACUUUUUCCUUCUCCUUAUUUCUCACCUUCUUUUUCCUUCUCCUUUUUUCUCACUUUUUCCUUCUCCUUUUUUCUCACUUUUUCCUUCUCCUUUUUUCUCACUUUUUCCUUCUCCUUUUUUCUCACUUUUUCCUUCUCCUUUUUUCUCACUUUUUCCUUCUCCUUAUUUCUCACCUUUUUCCUUCUCCUUAUUUCUCACCUUCUUUUUCCUUCUCCUUAUUUCUCACCUUCUUUUUCCUUCUCCUUAUUUCUCACCUUCUUUUUCCUUCUCCUUAUUUCUCACCUUUUCCUUUUUGCUUUCUCCUCCUUUUUCCCUUUGUUUUUUCUUUUCUUUUUCUCCCCUUUUUUCCUUCAUUUUUAUCCCCUCCUUUCCUCUCAUAUUUUCUCCAUUCCCCUUUUCUUUCGUUUUUUUCCUCUUCUUCCCCACUUUCUUUCUUUCCCCCUUCUUUCCUCUUUCUUCCUCCUUUUAACAUUUUUCUCUUUAUUUCCUUUUUCUCUCUCUUUGUUUACAUCUUUCUAG